CUUGCAUUAGACGAUCUUCGUACUAAGAUUCAGCUUGCCCUUCCUGCUAUCUGAUAAUAACAGCGAUGGCGGCUGCUGCUAGACUGUUUAUCCGAGGUGCCCACUCAACACUUGCUAUCUCUGGUGUUGGCACCGGGAAGCAGAACUCUUUAUUCAAACUGUCGGCAGGUUGCAGCUCCCGUUUAAAAGCGCAAAGACAUGUCGCUCACUUUACCUUCCAGCCCGACCCCCCCACGACGGAAUAUGGUGCCACGCAGAAGAUGAACUUGUUCCAGUCGAUUACAAGUGCCUUGGACAACACGCUUGCUAGUGAUCCGACAGCAGUCAUCUUCGGGGAAGACGUUGCCUUUGGAGGAGUAUUCCGAUGCACAGUUGGCCUGCGGGACAAAUACGGUAAGGACAGAGUCUUCAACACUCCUCUUUGUGAGCAGGGGAUUGUGGGAUUUGGCAUCGGUGCAGCUACUGCCGGUGCCACAGCCAUUGCUGAGAUCCAGUUUGCCGACUACAUCUUUCCAGCAUUUGACCAGAUUGUGAAUGAAGCUGCUAAGUACCGCUACCGUUCAGGGAACCUGUUUGACUGCGGGAACCUCACCAUCCGGGCCCCAUGGGGUUGUGUCGGCCACGGAUCCUUGUACCACUCUCAAAGCCCCGAAGCCUAUUUUGCCCACUGCCCUGGUAUUAAAGUUGUAAUACCUCGCGGUCCACUUCAGGCCAAAGGGCUGCUGCUUUCAUGCAUUGCUGACAACAACCCAUGUUUAUUCUUUGAGCCCAAGAUUCUGUACAGAGCAGCAGUGGAGCAGGUUCCAGUCGAUUCCUACACCAUCCCUCUCUCGCAAGCUGAGGUCCUACAGGAAGGAAGUGAUCUCACACUGGUUGCCUGGGGGACACAGAUCCACGUGUUGAAGGAGGUUGCCAACAUGGCUCAGGAGAAACUGGGGGUUUCCUGUGAGGUCAUCGAUCUGAGGACCAUCCUGCCCUGGGACACUGAAACCGUUUGCAAGUCGGUGGCGAGAACUGGACGUUUGCUCAUCAGUCACGAGGCGCCGGUCACAGGAGGAUUUGCUGCUGAAAUCAGCUCUACUGUACAGGAGGAGUGCUUCCUUAACCUGGAGGCUCCUAUAGCCAGGGUCUGCGGGUACGACACCCCCUUCCCGCAUAUCUUUGAGCCCUUCUACAUCCCAGACAAGUGGAAGUGCUUCGAUGCAAUCAAGAGGAUGAUCAACUACUAAAGCCCUGUCAGGGCCAGCUUCUGGUGGACGUGAACUCCACACCCUCUCCCUGCCUUUUACACUUCAUACAUCCAACCAGGACAGAGCGGUGGAAAAAAAAAAGAAUAAAGAAACACUUUGUCGACCAUCCAAUAAAAAAACACACAGUCCGGAUGGCCUUCAUGCUCCGCUCUGUUCCUCAUUUUCAAAGCCUGUUACCUUAUCUCACAUUGCAAAGGAGAAGAGACUCGAUCAACCGAAUGAACGGUGACAUGUAGGUUUUAGCUGUUGCAUAGAAUAACACAUUUAUUAAUAGACGGGGAAAUACUUGGUUGAAUAUGUAACUGCCUUGCUUUGUGUGCUGUUGCUCUGUAACGUGUCCAGACCUUUUUCUGAUCCGUUUAGUUUCACAUGAAAUGAAGUGUAUCGACAUAAAACAGUCUGUUCUUUUCGAUCAAAAUAAAACGAAUAGAUUUGUUCACAACA
Molecule: messenger RNA, 1694 nt
Organism: Xiphophorus hellerii (green swordtail)
Lineage: Eukaryota; Metazoa; Chordata; Actinopteri; Cyprinodontiformes; Poeciliidae
Gene: bckdhb
Product: branched chain keto acid dehydrogenase E1 subunit beta
Exons: 11
Coding region: 66-1229 (387 amino acids)
Biological process (GO): response to nutrient; branched-chain amino acid catabolic process
Cellular component (GO): oxoglutarate dehydrogenase complex
Source: RefSeq, a predicted model, not a curated record